Cynara cardunculus var. scolymus (artichoke) is the source of this 1473-nucleotide messenger RNA. RefSeq lists its product as uncharacterized. Gene Ontology annotation, cellular component: membrane. Gene Ontology annotation, biological process: CAAX-box protein processing. The coding region runs from base 227 to 1273 and encodes 348 amino acids. Gene Ontology annotation, molecular function: metalloendopeptidase activity. The record is from RefSeq and is a predicted model, not a curated record. The transcript is spliced from 4 exons. Lineage: Eukaryota; Viridiplantae; Streptophyta; Magnoliopsida; Asterales; Asteraceae.
CCCCCACUUUCCUGGUUCCUACCUCAGACCUUCGUCGGAGCUUCCUCCGACGUCUUUUCAUCCGCCAUCACCGCCCUCCUUCUUCACAAUCAUUCCUCUGUGCAUCGUCUUCCUCUCUCUUUAAAACAUGUGCCAACCACCUAACUAGGUUUUUGUGCCUCUCUAAUGCAGCAGCGACCACCGACUCUCAUCCGGAUUUCAAUCAAUCCGGAGGGAAAACGUCACCAUGUUUGUUACUGCAUCACCUUGUUGCCGCGCGCUUUCUCUUGGCCCACCUCUUCAUUCUACGGCCGGAGUUAAGAAUAAACUCUCAAAACCCUAUGUCUCAUUCAAAUUCAAACGGACCACUCGCUUGUUAAAAGUACAUUCUUCAAAGACAUCGAGAAACAAUUGGAGAUUUUCAUGCUUUAAGCAUGAUGAAUCUUCUUUGGAAUAUUCCGUCUCUGAGACUUCAGAAGAUGUAUUGCCAGGCGAGAUGGUAGAACCAGAAAGAAAACAACCAAAUGUGAAGCAUGAUUGGAUUUCAAACAUCAGAAAGGUUGCAGAUGCCACGUUUAGCUCAAAACCAUGGACCGUGCCAUGGACAGCCAAGACGAUUUUGCAGGUAAUGCUCUUCUGGAUUGCCUCAUUUUGGCUGGUUGGAUCAUGGAUAAUACCAUUUGUAGCUCACAUGGCAGGUUUCAGAAAGGAGUCCCUAACAUACAGAGGACAGGCGUUGUACAGCCUUUUAACAGACGUGGUGGAGGGUAUUGCUGGGAUUGCGAUCCUUAAGCUUUGCCUUGCAAGGUUUCGUCCCCUUUCAUCUGAUUGGUUCAGGUUUAGCUUUGAAGGGAACUGGCAAUUUGAUGUUGGUUUAGGAUGCCUUAUGUUCCCUUUGGUCAACCGGCUCUCACAGGUUAACCUGAAUUUAUUGCCCAUGCCUCCCCCUACUCCUGUCACGAUCUCAAAUGUCGAACAGUCAAUUGUUGCACGAGAUCCAAUGGCGAUGGUGCUUUAUGCCAUAGUGGUUUCAGUUUGUGCCCCUAUCUGGGAGGAGAUUGUCUUUCGAGGGUUUCUUCUCCCUUCCUUGACGAGGUACAUGCCUGUAUGGUGCUCAAUAUUGUUGAGUUCAUUAGCUUUUGCCUUGGCGCAUUUCAAUUUGCAGAGAAUGCUGCCCCUUGUAUUCUUAGGGAUCGUAAUGGGUACCCUUUUUGCACGAUCAAGAAACUUAUUGCCGCCCAUGCUGUUACACAGCCUUUGGAAUGCCUUUGUAUUUGUAGAUCUUAUGAGGUGAUGUUCCUCAGGUCCCAGUUGCUAUUUCUUUUCACAUUUUGUAUAAGCAUACGGUUGUUUUCUUAUUAUUGAUCCAGUUAGAUGUUCAUUCAGUUAUUGACGUAGUAUAGGAUCAUUCUCUUACAACAUUUUUUGCCAAAUUCGGUAUUGAUCUGUGUAAAUGAAUAUUAAUGAGAGCUGAUGAUGAACACAUUGCUGUUC